ACCAACAAUAGCUACGAGUGACAGCUGAUAUCAGCUGAUCGUUCAAAGUUGUCACCGAAUUGCGGAGUUGACUCUUGUCGGUAGGGUGGAGUCAUGCGUAUCUGCAGUUGGGAGAGAAGUGAACGGUUAAAAUCUUCUCAAUGUAUAAAAUAGUCCAUGUCGGUCCCAAACUUUCCCGUGCAAAAAGGACAACUUCAAAAUUCUGACCGUGUGACGUGGAACACUGCCGAUAGCCUUGGAAGGGGUGCCACAGCUGUUGUCUACCUUGGCCGCGAAAAGUUGAAUGGCAGUGUGGUGGCUGUUAAAGUUUUUCAUGAGCAUGUUUCAAUGGUGGCGGGAGAGCUGGAUCUACUCCGAAGACUCAAGCACGAAAACAUCAUCCCCCUGCUCUACGUCGAACAUGAGCACAUCUCAAGACGCGUCGUGCUUGUCAUGCAAUACUGUGAAGGAGGAAGCUUGUAUCACAUGUUGGAUCAGCCACAGUACGUCCAUGGAUUGCCAGAAGAAGAGUACCUCCUUGUUCUCAAACAUGUUGCAAGUGGUAUGGAAUACCUCCGACAGCGCGGCAUCAUACAUCGGGACCUCAAACCAGGGAACAUUAUGCGCCAUAUUACUGAAGAGGGCAGCUCCAUCUACAAGCUGACAGACUUUGGGGCAGCUCGUGAACUCCAUGAAGAAGAAAAUUUCACAAGUCUCUAUGGAACCGAGGAAUACCUCCACCCUGGCAUGUAUGAAAGAGCUGUGCUACGGCUACCAACUGGACAAAGAUUUGAUGCUACAGUUGACCUGUGGAGUCUCGGGGUCACGUUUUACCACGUGGCCACUGGGGAUCUGCCGUUCAAGCCAUAUGGUGGCCGCAGCAACAGAACUAAAAUGUUUGAAAUUGUUUCCCAAAAAGCCAGUGGAGUUAUUUCUGGGGUUCAGAACUUUGAUCAAGGCCCUAUCAACUGGAGUUACGAGCUGCCCCUGACGAGCCCUCUAUCAAGUGGAUUGAGGAAACUCGUCGUUCCCCUACUAGCAGGUCUCAUGGAGACAGAUGAGGCUAGAGUCAUAACCUAUGAUGCUUUUUUUAAUGCCGUGUACAAAAUCAAUAGCAAACUCACCUUGUCAAUAUUUCAUACAUCAUCUUGUACUCAUCUCAAGCUUUACCUGGACAAGACUGACACAUAUUCAACUCUGAGGGAGCACAUAGCAUCCCUCACAGAGAUCCCUGCAACAGAACAACUGUUGUUGCUAAAUGGCAAGCUGCUGGAAGAGAUCAUCGACCCGACAGCCACCAUCAAUUCAUACCCUCUCCAUGUGUUACAAGCUACAAUCUUCCUUUACCAAUGUGACAUGAAAUCUCAGGAAAAAGAAAAACUGCACCACCCUGACAUACCUCGGGUGCCAGAUUUUGUCAAUUUUAUUGAAAUGGACAAAGACAUGCGACUGGCUCACAGCUGCUGUGCUAGAGCCCACCUUAUCAAGCGGUACACAGCGGAGACUGUGCAGAAACAGGAGAUGCUGGUAGAAGCUGAGCUCUGCCUCAGGUUAUAUCUCCAGUUCAGACUGAAAUGUUCAGGAGAAAGGUUCCUGACAAUGUCUCAGCUGCUAUCAGAGUCAAAGAAGAGGUUUGAGACAUUCUACUCCAUGAUGGAAAUGAUCAGGAUGCUUCUGAAUGUGAUGAAAUACCCAGGUACAACCAUGGACGACAUCCUCCGGGACAGGACACUGCUCACAGUACAUGCCAAGGCAGAGGAGAGAACUUUGGAGAUAGUCAACUAUCGCACCGCGCUGGUUGAGAGGCUCGAUCAGGAUGAGGUUCGCAUGAAGAAAUGGUGUGCCAGAUGCAAGGACACAGACUGUUUGUCAAAGAUCAGUCACCAUCUCUCCGUGAUAGCCAGUAUACAGAGCCGUUUCCGCCGUGACCGCAAUGUGAAGGAUCAGAUGACAUCACAUGAUCAACAAAUACAUGGAUUUGAAAGACAAAAGUUGCAAGAUCAGAGUGUGUCAAUCUCAUCCAUCCUGCAAGAUCACUGCUACAGAAACCUGGACAUCAUGUACACAGAUUCCAUGAACUUCUUCGCGGCACUUUCAAAGAACCUGAACCGCAUCUCAAAGAUCGAGAAAAACAUUGAGAGUGUGAUUGAUUGCCAACAACUGUUAAGCACAAAACUUGACAAAACUGAAGCCAAAUGCCAGGAGAUAUUUGAGAAAGUGCAGACGUGGGUGACAAAUGGGGAUCAGUUCACAUACAGCCGGCUGCUGCCAACAGCCCCAGCUGAGUCAGUGCCUGAGUUGACCAUUGCUGGACAAGCCAAAAACAGAGAUGAAGGCUAUGGCGGGAGUCGUAGUGCUGGUGUGACGUACAGUGCUGUGCAAGGUGCAGCAGUUCAGCCUAGCCUGUUGACCAGUGCUAGUGCUAGUGACCUUUCAACAGAGAUUCGUUCUCUGAUGCAAGAAAGCAGACAGAUUGCUGGUUUGGUGGAAGAAAACACAGAGCUGAUCAAGAAAUUCGAAGAAAAUGCGCUUCAUAGUUCUGGAUCGCUGUCAAGAAAUCUCACUCAAAAAGGAGUUCAAAAUUGAAUGUCAUAGACAAAUUGGAUGUAUUUGGAACAUGGAAAUAAAAUAAAAUAAGCAGUUAAGAAAUCUAAAUUAUUUGUGGCUACCCUUUUGAAUGGUUUUGAGUUGAACGUGGCAUGAUAACUGCAAUGUAUCCAGUUUUUUCUCUUUUAUUAGUGAAAUGCCAUUCAAACCCAAGGCUGAGUAUCCUUUUCUACUGCUAUUUACAGUUGGGAACAUCUUUUGAUGUCCCUCUCCAUGUUCAAUGAAAAACCUGUCUGAAACUACUAUGACUUCAAUUUUGGAUUCUGAGUGACCAUUUCAUAAAAGGUACCUUCUAUGAAGGAAACCCUUAGGAGGGUAGCUUCUAUGAAGUAGCAGCUGAUGACGAACCUGAAACUGUGAGGCAGCACACAUAUGACGGCGUGUCAACCCAGGAAACAGCCCUUACCACUGACAUUACCCGCAGCCUGGUUGCACUAGACAUUUUCAAAACAACUGCAACCUUGCUUCUGAGUGGCUCAAAACAGACAGUCACUAACUACGAUCUGAUCUGUUGUUCUUCUGCAAAGAUAUUGAUGUUUUCAGGGUGGGAUACAAGUACAGGUCAGUAAAUACAAGAGAAUUGACAACAGAUCUCAGAAGGAAUGGCUUUUGUUCGAUAUGAAUACCACCUCAGCACAAAAAAGUUAUUCAGAGAUUCUUGAAGAAAGGACCUGAAAGCGAUACUGAAACUCUACUCAUUUCUUAUACCAGCAGAUUCCUGAAGAAAGGACUUUCACCCAAUACUAGUGAGCGUUGUCAGCAAAGCUCAGAAGAAAGGACUAGCUGUAUUCUGAUACAAGCAGAUUCCUGAAGAAGGGCUUUAACCCAAUACUGGUACCAAAUCCCUACUGGAGCAGUGUCAACAAAGCUCAGAAGAAAGAACUAAAUUGGAUAUAAACAGCAGAUCCCUGAAGAAAAAGCUGAUACCAACUCACCACUGGAGCAUUGUUAACAAUGCUUAGAAGAAAGAACUAACCCUAUUCUGAUACAGUCCAUACAAGAGAAUUGACAGCAGAUAACAUUUAUGCUGAAUUAUGACCGAUACAUCAAGUAAGUUAUUGCAGUAAGCAUGAAUAUUGCCAUGGUUUACCAGAAAGCAUACCAAACAAAAGAUCACACUUUUGCUAUUAAAUGUAGCAUUUGGAAAGAACGCCAUGAAGGAAUGGCUUUUGCUCGAUAUGAAUACCACCUCAGCAGCAAAUGUUAUUCAGAGAUUCUUGACGAGAGGACUUGAAAGCGAUACUGAUCCCAAAUCAGCACUGAAACUCUACUCAUUUCUAAUACCAGCAGAUUCCUGAAGAAAGGACUUUCACCCAAUACUAGUGAGCGCUGUCAGCAAAGCUCAGAAGAAAGGACUAGCUGUAUUCUGAUACAAGCAGAUUCCUGAAGAACGGCUUUAACCCAAUACUGGUACCAACUCCCCACUGGAGCAGUGUCAACAAAGCUCAGAAGAAAGAACUACCUUGGAUAUAAACAGCAGAUCCCUGAAGAAAAAGCUGAUACCAACUCACCACUGGAGCAUUGUUAACAAUGCUUAGAAGAAAGAACUAACCCUAUUCUGAUACAGUCCAUACAAGAGAAUUGACAGCAGAUAACAUUUAUGCUGAAUUAUGACCGAUACAUCAAGUAAGUUAUUGCAGUAAGCAUGAAUAUUGCCAUGGUUUACCAGAAAGCAUACCAAACAAAAGAUCACACUUUUGCUAUUAAAUGUAGCAUUUGGAAAGAACGCCAUGAAGGAAUGGCUUUUGCUCGAUAUGAAUACCACCUCAGCACCAAAUGUUAUUCAGAGAUUCUUGACGAGAGGACUUGAAAGCGAUACUGAUCCCAAAUCAGCACUGAAACUCUACUCAUUUCUUAUACCAGCAGAUUCCUGAAGAAAGGAUGUUCACCCAAUACUAGUGAGCGCUGUCAGCAAAGCUCAGAAGAAAGGACUAGCUGUAUUCUGAUACAAGCAGAUUCCUGAAGAAGGGCUUUAACCCAAUACUGGUACCAACUCCCCACUGGAGCAGUGUCAACAAAGCUCAGAAGAAAGAACUACCUUGGAUAUAAACAGCAGAUCCCUGAAGAAAAAGCUGAUACCAACUCACCACUGGAGCAUUGUUAACAAUGCUUAGAAGAAAGAACUAACCCUAUUCUGAUAUAGUCCAUACAAGAGAAUUGACAGCAGAUAACAUUUAUGCUGAAUUAUGACCGAUACAUCAAGUAAGUUAUUGCAGUAAGCAUGAAUAUUGCCAUGGUUUACCAGAAAGCAUACCAAACAAAAGAUCACACUUUUGCUAUUAAAUGUAGCAUUUGGAAAGAACGCCAUGAAGGAAUGGCUUUUGCUCGAUAUGAAUACCACCUCAGCACCAAAUGUUAUUCAGAGAUUCUUGACGAGAGGACUUGAAAGCGAUACUGAUCCCAAAUCAGCACUGAAACUCUACUCAUUUCUAAUACCAGCAGAUUCCUGAAGGAAGGACGUUCACCCAAUACCAGUGAGCAUUGUCAGCAAAGCUCAGGAGAAAGGACUAGCUGUAUUCUGAUACAAGCAGAUUCCUGAAGAAGGGCUUUAACCCAAUACUGGUACCAACUCCCCACUGGAGCAGUGUCAACAAAGCUCAGAAGAAAGAACUACCUUUGAUAUAAACAGCAGAUCCCUGAAGAAAAAGCUGAUACCAACUCACCACUGGAGCAUUGUUAACAAUGCUUAGAAGAAAGAACUAACCCUAUUCUGAUACAGUCCAUACAAGAGAAUUGACAGCAGAUAACAUUUAUGCUGAAUUAUGACCGAUACAUCAAGUAAGUUAUUGCAGUAAGCAUGAAUAUUGCCAUGGUUUACCAGAAAGCAUACCAAACAAAAGAUCACACUUUUGCUAUUAAAUGUAGCAUUUGGUAAGAACGCCAUCAAAUUUGAGAAAAAAGUGUUUACAUAGAAAUAAAUCAGGUUUGUUCAGAGGAUUAAAUGUUUUAGUUUUACACCGGGAUAUUGCUUUUGGGAAUCAUUUAAUCUACCCCAGGACCUUCAAAACCCUCUGGUGUUUUGACAUGAAAAUAGUUACCAUCAUGUCUGCAUGAAUAUUUUUAUGCAGUAAAGAAUGUGUAAAUGAACCUAAAAUAGAGUUAACUGCAUUUAUCAAUGGAAAUAGACACAACCCAAGCGCACCGGUGUUACUACAGUGAAACAAAGGCUAGACAGAACUGUAUAAUCUAUUCUUCAACAGCGUUCCUGUCAUAUAGCAUUACACACAUGGGCAUAUGCAGAACAUAGAGCCAAUCUGUUUCCGUUGUGCUCUGCAAGGUUUUGGUCAGCCUUUGAAAAAGAAACUUGCUGACAUUAAACAUCAAGUAGCAUGUUUACUCUUGUACCUUUGUUUGUUCCUUGUAAGGGACAUUAUGCUGAAACUUGUCACAGGUUGUAAAUAUAAUUUUGCAAAGGAGUUGUCUUGAAACAACGUGACACACGACCAUCACCAGACAAUGCCAGUGAGCUUUGAUGCUCUUCCAACAUGCUGCCUCCAGUUAAAGUCUUGUCCAGCUUGAUUAGAUACCUUCAUAUAGCAAUGUUUCAUUGGGAACUUGGCUUAUUGUUAUGAAGAUCAUCCAUUUAUGCAUCAUCGUGUACAAUGAUCAUGUUAUCAGAUCAUUGUCCUUACAGUAUCCACUGGAUUAUUCUCUUUUUAUGUACAUGUAGUGUCACCGAAUAUACCGGGAAUAUUGAUAAGUGGUGUGCACUCAGUUCGUUCACUAUACCUUCACUGGAGACCCUGAUUCGCUGAAAAGACUCCUGGGAUUGCCACAAUGACUUCAGUGAGGACGCCUUUAAUAAUAUUACACAGAGAUUGCAGGAUCAAUCCUAUGUUUGAUGUAGCAGACAAGUGAAGAUAUUCCAGAAAUAUAUCAUACCUGAUGGGGAAGAAUUGUCAAGGGUACCCUUGAAAACAAACCUGUGAAAAAUAUGUGUUGCAUAUUAUGUUUAAGAGCGUUUAAAUUGGGAUUUUUGAUGCAAUCAACACAACACAAAACAGAACAGAAGGAAAUGGCAUGUUAGUUUUAGAAUGUUCUGUGUUUAUUAUCUACACCUGUGAAAGAUCUAAGCACCAACCUCCUAUCCUCCAGAUGAUAGGAAAGGGUAAUGGAACCUUUGCCCUGGAAGUGUUACAGUACAUGUCAUUUCAGUUGCUGGGUCUCAAAAUCAGUAUGUCUUUUUGUGUGCAAAAAGGAAUGUUUUUACGGCAGAACCAAUACAGGAUUCGAUCUUUCGUACGUGGAAAUGUAUUACAUUUCCCCAUCAACAGGUAAGUAUAUUGGGAAUAAGUUUCAUCUGCCUCUAUUUUGGAUGGGAUGUUUUUGAGAAAUAUUUGUAUUAGGAUUUAGUGGUUGAAUCUGAGAGAAAACUAGAGGUUUGUUUUGUAAAUUAGGAAUAUUUUAUGGAUAACUUCUGUAAUUACUGUAAAGGUAACGUUUCGUACAGAUCCUUUACACUAGUUGCGUCAAUACCGAAACGCAUGCUUGGCGUAAAAGGCGACUGUGCUUGUCGUAAAAGGCGCCUAACGGGAUCGGGUGGUCAGGCUCGCUGACUUGGUUGAUACAUGUCAUCGGUCCCAAUUGCGUGGAUCGAUGCUAAUGAUAUUAAUCACUGGAUUGUCUGGUCCAGACUCGAUUAUUUACAGACCGCCGUCAUUUAGCUGGAAUAUUGCUGAGUGCGGCGUUAAACAACAAACCAACCAACUAUACCGAAACGUCGCCUUUACAGUAAUUAAAGAAGUUGUUAUCCAUAAAUUGUGUCUAUUUUGUCAUCCAUCAACUUCUAAGUAAUACCUAUCUAAGAAUUCGUUAGGUUUGUAAAUUCAGUGUUAUUAACAGCUGCAUCAUUGUGGGGUUCCUCUCACAUUACGCCGAGAUAUAACUUAACUACAAUUCAAAGUGGCGCCAAAUAUUAGGCAUUCGUGUUAACAUUACUUUUUGUGGUGUGGUGUGGUGUUUGUGAAGUUGCUUCUAUAUAUUUCCUCGUAUGACAUUUGAAUUGUUUUUUUUGUGUAAUGGAUCUUUGACAUACGACAAUGGUAGGUUUAAGAUCGCCUAGUGUAUCAAGUUACAGGUUCCUUCUCUUUCCUCCUCGCCACAGUCUUACCACAUUUCUUAAAAUAGUAGUAUACUACUACAUAUACUGUGACCAGUUAGUGAAUUUCUACACUAAUAGGGGCGGUCGGGUAGUCUAGUGGUUAAAGCGUUCGCUCGUCAUGCUGAAGACCCGGGUUCGAUUCCCGACAUGGGUACAAUGUGUGAAGCCCAUUUCUGGUGUCCCCGCCGUGAUAUUGCUGGAAUAUUGCUAAGAGCGGCGUAAAAUCAAAAUCACACUCACACUCCCCAUUUCUGGUGUCCCCCGCCGUGAUAUUAUUUUUAUUCUGGUGAAACUGACUAUAACUUUUGUUCAUCUCAAGAAACUGAUGAAGGCCACGACCUUGAUGUUCUGGAUACAAGGUUUCAUUCAGCGUUAUUUCUGCCGUUCUCACUAUUUCUCUUAAAAUGCAGUCAUAAUAACUAAUAUUGUAGUGUAUGUAGCUGCGAUUUGAGUGAGUGUUCUUACACGGCUUUUGGAAAUAUAUCAGCUUCACACAUUGUAUUUGACUAGAUGGUCCAAAUUUAUAAACCUGCUGCCACUUUUGACGCUUGUAGUGCAGGUAUGUUAUCGUGUUAACUUUUGUAACCAACCAUUUAAUAGA
Haliotis rufescens (red abalone) is the source of this 8288-nucleotide messenger RNA. RefSeq names its product serine/threonine-protein kinase TBK1-like. The record is from RefSeq and is a predicted model, not a curated record. Gene Ontology annotation, biological process: peptidyl-serine phosphorylation. Bases 157 to 2565 code for a protein of 802 amino acids. Lineage: Eukaryota; Metazoa; Mollusca; Gastropoda; Lepetellida; Haliotidae. The transcript is spliced from 19 exons. Gene Ontology annotation, molecular function: protein binding; protein serine/threonine kinase activity; ATP binding. Gene Ontology annotation, cellular component: cytoplasm.